AUGAUUCGCUGCUUGGAAUUUAGUUUAUCUGUGAGCUCAGCAAACGAAUGCGAAAAUCCCGGCCUUAUGGCUGACGAUGCCGCACGGGCGACCUCGGACCGCAGUGGGGACCUCCGGCCCGCCAGGAACUCGGAGCUCAACGGUCUUACACCAGAAGCAAGGUCAAUCACUAUGAACACUAAGAGGAUUUCAAUGUCAGCUCGGCAUCCUUACAGCGCAACUGCUUACCCUAGCACAACUUGCAAGGACAAUAAAAUUAUACCUUUAGCCAUGGCCUUGGUCGACGCUUACUACGUCUUCAGGGCCUUUACUGGCCUUGGGUUUUACUCGCAAUGGAUUGUCAUGAUGCAAAACGGCUCCUUCAUGACAAUGCUAUGGACCAAUCUGAAAGGAGUGUUUCCUACUGGCACCCCUGUCAAGACUUCCUGGACAGGCAUUUGGCCCGUUGACUUUGUUCUCGGCCUGCUAGUUGUCUUUUUUGGCGCCGUCAACAACGUGGCUGACUUGAGCGACCUUGGUCCGUUCCUAAUGCUGGUGGACCUGGUCUUUGCUCUGGUUGUCUUCAACAUCAUGACAUUGGUCGAAGAUCGUCGAAACAGGAAAACAGGCCCACUGAGAUACCCGGCGGUAUGGCAGUUCUUGUGGAACUGGUGUGGCGCGGCUUCCGUGCUCCCCGUAUAUUGCCACCUAUACGUGUCGAAGAGACUAGGCAGCAAGACUUCGCUCCUCUCAAACGACCAGGCCCAGGCCCUGCCACUUACGGCACUCUGGAGUAUCGUCAUUUCGCUCCCUCUCUUGCUCCCUUCAGCCCUGGGAGCCCAGCCGUUUGAUAUUCAGGAUGGUGUGGUAGUCUGGUUCUUUGGCCCGUUCUUCCUGGGCCUGUUCCAAGACCUAGUGAGCGUCCUGUUUUCGGGAGAAAGCUACAAGGGCAUCCGCAAGCCAGUGACUCUCGCUUACUGGAUUGUUGGCCUCACCAGCGCCGUGGUCCACAUUGGGGUUGCAGUGUGGGCUUACAAUGCUCCCGAGUUGUCGUGGUAUCGUGUCUACUGGCCUAAUCAUGCUGCUGUCAUAGCGGACAGCCCGACUUACAUGACUGAAGGCGCGAUGCUCUUCAUGCAGUACGACCACGUCCUCAUCUAUCUGUGUGUCAUCGGCAUGGGGCUGUAUAUGCUCAGUCCCCAGAAGGCUGUAACUGCUCCCUUUCUGGGAGAGAAGGUCAGGGCGGGUUGGCCGAUGGUAAAGCUCACUGCCAUUACCGCAGCGGCAGGGCCCGGAGCGGGGCUGGCAUGGCUGAUGUGCCAUAGAGAAGGGGAGUUGGAUGCGGCAGCCGAACAGAGGAAACGCAGAUGA
Messenger RNA from Trichoderma aggressivum f. europaeum, 1350 nucleotides. RefSeq lists its product as uncharacterized. The transcript has 3 exons. The coding region runs from base 1 to 1350 and encodes 449 amino acids. Lineage: Eukaryota; Fungi; Ascomycota; Sordariomycetes; Hypocreales; Hypocreaceae. The record is from RefSeq and is a predicted model, not a curated record.